This is a messenger RNA of Uncinocarpus reesii 1704, 1092 nucleotides long. RefSeq lists its product as uncharacterized. The transcript is spliced from 4 exons. The record is from RefSeq and is a predicted model, not a curated record. NCBI's taxonomy places the organism in Eukaryota, Fungi, Ascomycota, Eurotiomycetes, Onygenales, Onygenaceae. Bases 1 to 1092 code for a protein of 363 amino acids.
AUGGUUGCUACUUUGGGCCUCCUUCCCCGAAACACCGUGCUCUUCAAGCCGGAAACCCUUGAUCGUAGAGACGGGUAUGUGGUGGAAUCCCCUCGUCGGAAACGGGCGAGACACAAACGCACAGCCAGCUUUGGUACCCAGUUGGCCAUUGUUGGUGCAGCUGCCGUCGGUGUAUAUGAGGAUCUCGCGGCGGCCGUAGGGGAGCCGCACAAAGCGUUUGACACCGAAGUCAUGGGCGAAAAGAGUCCCCGUGAUCGUGUGUUUUCGUCUCCAACCGGGCUUUUGAUAUUUUGUCUCGUCUCGUCGAUAUCCUUCAGCUUUGGCUCGGCUUCCAUUUUCAAUUCUCCGCGCAUCAAUCCUGCCGCCGCAAAAUUCCAUCUAGAACAUCAAGGGCGCUGGCACCACCGACUGGCCUCCGCAAAACGCAAAUUUGAAAGCCAGUCUCCUUUUGCGGCUGCCAUUGAGCGGAGGCGCUUUCGACUCGCGAUUGAUCGAUUGGUGACUUCCUCGCGAAGAGAGAGGAUAAAGGCUUCUCCGCGGAUCGUGUCGCGCCUGACAAACUACAUCAACCUCAGCGACGGCUCUGCUUGGAAACACUUUAGACACGAUACCUCAAAUCUCCCUACAAUGGCGGCAGAACUGCAUUCCAUAUACACCUCCAACCCUCCACACGUCAAGCCUCGUCCCCCCGCUUUCAUCGACGAUUGGUUAAGCUUGUAUUCCGCGAUGCCGACAACAGACGUCCCUCCCGCGCCCGCCACGCAGUCUAUCGCGGCAGCACAUCGUCCCAACGUCUUAAAACGGGUCUUCGACCGCCUAUGCCUGGAAUACUACCGCUAUGAGGUUACGUGUGGAGUCUAUGUCAUGACCCCUGGCGAAAAGCUCAUCUUCAACACCUUUAUUUUGGUAGUCCUAUCGCUCCUCACUUGGGCUCUUCUCUUGUAUUUCCCUUCGCUGCUGUACCAGAAACUCAGUCGCCUUGACUGGCUGUUGACUGGUCGCGAUGGCCCCAAUGCGAACGUCACGAUACCGAUGUCGACUCGGACUGACACGACUGUUUCCUUCUUGCAAGCUCCGCCGCGCUGCACAUAG